AUGACCGAAGUCGAUCGAUCGCAGGAAGUAGCCGACAUCUUCGCCCAGGACACCGACCACAAGGCGCAAUUCGAAGCGUAAGUCCACGGAAAAUAAGAGAGUAAUGUGAAUUGUCUUGAAUUUUAGCCUUGCAAAGUUGUGCGACAAGUACCUGCCAGAAAAUGCGUCUGGAACGGGCAAUACGCAGGAAAUUAUAAAAAUAAUCGAUACAGGUGACUCCAAAGACGGAAAAGAACAGGAUUUUGAGUUGCGCGUUUUUUUCAGUGAUCGCUCUGGAAACUGGAAGUAUGGUGGUUUCCCGGCAAUUCGUUUCAUUGGUUACCGAACGACUCGACAAGGGAAAUUUGGAUUCGGAAUCAGUUAAAACAAUUUCGGAAGGCAUUCUCGGCAUUAUCAAAACGAGAACGAUUUCUUAUGAGGACCAGGUAGAGAAAAAUCAUCAUUAUUCUAUUAAAAUACGACUUUUCAGGUGUGCAUUCUCCGACUGAUGCUGGCGGGUCUUUACGAAAAAGAAGGGCGCAUCAAGGAUGCCGCCCAGGCACUUAUCGCAAUCAAUUCGGACACGAGUCCGAAGUUUAAUGGACCGAAUGCCGCCCGUGAAGGAACGAAGGCUCAGCUGUGCAUCAGAAUCACUAAACUUCUUCUUGAUUGCAAUGAGAUCGAUGAGGCUGAACAGUAUGUAAAUCGGACGAGCAUUCUGAUGGUCGACGUCAUCAAUCCGGAAAUUACCAUCGAGCACAAAGCUCUGCAGGCAAGAGUGAGCGACGCGAAGCGGCGAUUCGUUGAAGCCGGACAGAGAUAUUACGAGCUGAGUGCGACAGACGUGCUCCCACAAUCCGACCGCAUCACUGCCCUUGGAAAGGCGAUCGUCUGCGUACUUCUCGCGAAGCCAGGCCCUCAAAGAAGCCGUCUGCUCACAAUUAUUUUCAAGGAUGAACGCGCUCCGACGUGCCCUUCGUCCGAACUGAUUGCCAAGAUGUAUCUGACAAAGGUCAUUCACAAGGACGAACUGGCCGAGUUCGAAUUGCAGCUUCAGGAUCAUCAGAAGUUCGACGAGCACGGAGAAUCAAUUCUAAAGGGAGUCAUUCAAGAACACAAUAUCACUGCAAUUAGCCAGUUGUACAUUAACAUCAAUUUCUCAACACUCGGAAUGCUUCUUGGAGUGACAUCCGACGCGGCAAGUGUUUUCGAUUAGUCAUGAUCGACUGACCCUCAAUUUUCAGGCAGAAUCGAUGGCCGGUGAUAUGAUCUCUUCAGAGAGAUUGCAUGGAUACAUCGACCAGACGGACGGAGUGCUCCACUUUGAGGACAUCAACCCAAUGCGAAUGUGGGACAACCAAAUCCUGUCGACUCUCGAGCAAGUGAACAAAGUCAGCGAUAUGAUUGUCGCCCGUCAUCCGGAAUUCGCCAAACAUCUCUCGUAG
This is a messenger RNA of Caenorhabditis sp. 36 PRJEB53466, 1424 nucleotides long. NCBI's taxonomy places the organism in Eukaryota, Metazoa, Nematoda, Chromadorea, Rhabditida, Rhabditidae. The record is from the annotation of a GenBank genome assembly.